Molecule: messenger RNA, 549 nt
Organism: Enterobius vermicularis (human pinworm)
Lineage: Eukaryota; Metazoa; Nematoda; Chromadorea; Rhabditida; Oxyuridae
Source: the annotation of a GenBank genome assembly
AUGAAUGGUUGCUCUAUGCAAGUACUUUUUGCGCUUGCUGGCUUCGAACUGUUCAGUAUUGUGACGCUUUUCUUCUUGUAUGCCUGUAAUGGAGCAUGGAGGAAUAGUGAAAGUAGAUGGAUAGCUGGACUGUCACAGAAGUAUCAGGUGGAAGAGAAUGUAGAACUUAUUGCAUUUAUUGUUCCGGUAUUAGUGGCUCAUGCAGUAUGCAACAUGAGCACAUGCCUUCUGCUACCAAUUGGUUUGCUAUUUUUUGAAACUAAAAUUCCUCCAACCAUCUAUUUUGACUUUAUUCCCUUCUACUAUGUAUUACUGCCAAUGCUACUCUAUUUCAAGAGCGAACGAAAUAGCCGUCGUGAAAAGAGAUGGGUUAAGAUUCAGAGCUGUGAAAACGAUCCGAGUGCGAUACACCAUCAGCAGCUUCAGAUGAUGUUCAAUUCGACAAAGAAGCAUUCAUUGACUAAAAUUAAAGUCCCUAAACGAGCAGUACUUGAAAAAGUACAGAGUGACCGUAUGCCGCAAAAAGAUAAUUGCAUAACCUACGCUUAA